GAAUCUUGAACCAUGGCAAGUAUAUAGCUUUUCACUAUAAAUGCCACAGCUUCACACCAACACUCUCCAUUCUACUGCCAUCACGGAUUUAGAGGAGGAAGAAACAUGAAAGCGGAGCAAGAGGAAACCCGGAAGGGACCGUGGACGGAGCAGGAGGACGCGGUUCUGGUGAACUUCGUGCACUUGUUCGGGGACCGGCGAUGGGAUUUUAUAGCCAAAGUUUCAGGUUUGAACAGAACCGGGAAGAGUUGCAGGUUACGGUGGGUUAAUUACCUUCACCCUGGUCUUAAAAGGGAAAAGAUGUCUCUCCAAGAACAGCGCCUUGUCCUUGAACUUCAUGCCAAAUGGGGAAACAGGUGGUCAAGAAUUGCUCGGAAAUUACCAGGGCGUACUGACAACGAGAUCAAGAACUACUGGAGGACUCAUAUGAGAAAAAAAGCUCAAGAAAAGAAAAAGGCUAUGCCAAAGUCAUUGUCACCAUCAUCAUCAUCAUCAUCAUCAUCAUCAUCCAUCACUCUUUCUUCAUCAUCAUCUACUACCACUACCACCACUACUACUACCACCGUGGAUUCCUUGCCCUUCUCAGGCACUGGAAAGGUCAGUUUUUACGACACAGGAGGACCAAAAAUGGCUGCUUUGGGAGACAAAAGCAGUACAGAUUUCAAAGAUGAAAAGGGGUACUAUUCCAUGGAUGACAUAUGGAAGGAUAUUGACAUGUCUGAAGAAAACAUGAUAAAGCCUUUGUCUCAUAACUACAGUGAAGAAGGUUGCAACAUUUUCUGCCCUUCAAUGGCUUCUCCUUCAUUGGAUUAUUGCUGGGAUUCACUGUGGAAGAUGGAUGACGAAGACAGUAAGAUGUUCCUCCCAUUCAGUCAGUCCAUUUCUUGCUUUGAAUAUGGGACAUCUUUUUUUAACAAGAUAGGCUAGCAUUCAUUUAUUUAUUCAUAUAUACAUACAUAUACUUAUGUAUGUUUAUGUAACAUUACUAUUUCCUAGGGAAACUCUAACAUCUGGGUUUUUCAUAUCUCAUCAUGAUGCAUGUCACUGUAAUCAUAUUAUGUUGUUAUUGUGGUUGCCAAUGUAAUGAAUACUAUUGCGCAAUAAAUAUAAGUUCUGGAAAUAGUUGUAACUAUGAAAA
Molecule: messenger RNA, 1138 nt
Organism: Gossypium raimondii (Peruvian cotton)
Lineage: Eukaryota; Viridiplantae; Streptophyta; Magnoliopsida; Malvales; Malvaceae
Product: transcription factor MYB59
Exons: 3
Coding region: 106-927 (273 amino acids)
Biological process (GO): regulation of DNA-templated transcription
Cellular component (GO): nucleus
Molecular function (GO): DNA-binding transcription factor activity; sequence-specific DNA binding
Source: RefSeq, a predicted model, not a curated record